AUGUCCGACGAUGUGCUUGCGGCCAUGGGCAUCUCUGGCUUCGGCAAGAAGUCGAAACAGAGACAGCUCGACCCUAAACGGUUCGAGAAGAACAGGCGUGAAGACAAAGAACAGCCUAGCUCAUCAACUCUGCCGCCUACGCCUGCGCCCGCACAGGCUCCGCAGCUGCCACAAGAAGAGCCGGAGUUCGACCCAGACGACGUCGGGCCACCGCCACCACCACCGAACGCGGACACGUCAGAAGCAGAGGAGGGCGAGCCCGAGUUUGACGCGUCUGACGAGGAGGACGACCUGCCGCAGUUCCCCAUCACCCACGAGCUCGUGCUAAAGGACCACACGAAGGUCGUCUCUGCUCUCACGCUAGACCCGUCUGGGGCGCGCGUGUUGUCUGGGUCGCACGACUACGACUGCAAGCUAUGGGACUUCGGUGGGAUGGACUGGAGGUGUAAGCCGUUCAAAACUUGGGAGCCUGUGGGUACUUACUACAUCCAUGACCUCAAGUACUCAAAUGACGGACAACAGUUCUUGGUCGUCUCGGGCACGCUGCAGCCGAAAUUGUACGACCGUGAUGGGGAGGAGCUGGCCACCUUCGUUAAGGGUGAUCCGUAUAUCCGCGACAUGAAGAAUACCGCUGGCCAUGUAGCUGAACUCAGCUCGUGCGCCUGGCAUCCUCAUGAUUCUCAAACCUUCAUAACCAGUUCGGUGGACUCGACCAUCAGGAUAUGGGAUGUAGAGAACAAACGCAAACAGAAGACGGUCAUUGUAGUGAAGUCGAAGGAGAGGGGAGCGCGCACGAAGGUGACCGCGUGCGGCUAUUCACCGGAUGGAAGCAUAAUCGGAGGCGCAUGUUUGGACGGAGCGCUGCAUAUGUGGCAGACGAAGUCAAACUUUGUGCGACCAAGUAUGACCAUCGAGGGCGCACACACUAAGGGCACGGAACCCGGGUCCCUACUGUUCUCCGUAGACGGGCGGUCCGUUCUGACCAGAGGCGGUGACGAUACAGUGAAGAUCUGGGAUCUCAGAGCGUUCAAGAAGCCUGUCGCGACGCGGGAGGGUCUCACCACGCUGUACCCGACAACCAACGCAAUAUUUAGCCCGGAUGACAAGUAUGUUGUCACUGGCGCGGGCGCCACGUCGAAGGGAGGGAAAGGACGCCUCAUGUUCAUGCGCAAGGACACCCUUGAGUCAGUCAAGGAGCUGGAGGUGGAUACCACGCCUGUCAAAGUAUUUUGGCAUUCCAAGAUCAACCAGAUCGUGACUGGUUUGGCGAACGGCCAAAUCUGCGUUCUCUACUCACCGCUUACCUCCGUGAACGGUGCAAAACUGCUGCUCAACAAGGGGCCACCCAGGAAAGCGACGAUCGAGGACAUGUCCGAUGCUGUUUCUGCGCCCACUAUCCUGACGCCGCACGCGUUACCCAUGUUCCGCGACGGCGACGGGCUGGUCCGCGGCAGCAAGCGGAAACGGGAGAAGGAGCGCAUGGACCCCCGCAAGAGCAAGAGGCCGGAACUACCAGUCACUGGGCCUGGCCGUGGAGGACGUGUCGGCGCAAGCGCAACCCAGCACGUCGUACAGAACUUGGUGCGGGACACAACAAGAGACGAGGAUGUACGUGUCGCUUUCGGAUUCGAGUUCUGCCCCCUUUUGCGUCAUCUGGGGCGCAUUGCCUUUCAUUUGCCAUGGCCUGGACUGGCCCGAGAAUUUCCUGCCUGCGUACGGUGGCCGGAUGCCUGUCCUGGAUGGGCAAUGACCCCGCACUCUCGCACAGACGCAGCAACGAGGCUCGAGGACGGAAUCUGGUUUCUUCGCCUCCGAACGCGAGGGAACCAUGAUUUGGCUAGACAAGACCGGCGCUUGCCGUACGCGGGGCGCUCAUCUCGCGCGUUGCCAUGGGAGGGAGCUGAGAUCACCCCGGUUCAGGCUCCGCUCUUCCCUUCAUUGUCGUGCCCCCUCACUGCUGCUGUGCAGACGCUGACGAUAAUAUUGCUUGCUUGA
Fomitopsis serialis is the source of this 1995-nucleotide messenger RNA. Its product is annotated as WD40-repeat-containing domain protein. Gene Ontology annotation, cellular component: nucleus; site of double-strand break. The record is from RefSeq and is a predicted model, not a curated record. The transcript has 9 exons. Lineage: Eukaryota; Fungi; Basidiomycota; Agaricomycetes; Polyporales; Fomitopsidaceae. Gene Ontology annotation, molecular function: protein binding. The coding region runs from base 1 to 1995 and encodes 664 amino acids. Gene Ontology annotation, biological process: regulation of DNA double-strand break processing.